This is a messenger RNA of Anguilla rostrata (American eel), 3439 nucleotides long. Its product is annotated as pantothenate kinase 3-like. Gene Ontology annotation, cellular component: nucleus; cytosol. Gene Ontology annotation, biological process: coenzyme A biosynthetic process. Gene Ontology annotation, molecular function: pantothenate kinase activity; ATP binding. Bases 396 to 1577 code for a protein of 393 amino acids. The transcript is spliced from 7 exons. Lineage: Eukaryota; Metazoa; Chordata; Actinopteri; Anguilliformes; Anguillidae. The record is from RefSeq and is a predicted model, not a curated record.
UAGGGAGGGGCAGCCUCUUUCAUCCCCGCUCCCGUUCCGGGUAUCGCUGAGUCAAGUUUGCAUCUUUCGCUCUCAGCUGAAACUUCAAUAAUUAACAAAUGGGGGCAACAGUCACGCCUUUUUCACUCACCAGGAAAACCUGUUUUACAACGGAGGAGCAGAAAUAUAUGUUCUGCAUUUACACUGAACAACAGCAGUGGAUACAGGAGAAAUAUAUGGACGGAAAGUAACCCUGGCAAUUCAUCGAAUUGUAAACGUGUUUACCAGAUGAUUCUGGUUGUUGUACCCUGUUAAAAGCCUGAAGGGAAAUAAUCGUGAUAGAGAGCCAGAUAGUUGCUGUAAGUUAAGUGCCAUUGGCAAGUGCAGGCACGCUGUGUUCCAUCCGACAGGAAAAAAUGAAAAUCGAGGAUGGCAAAAGACCCUCUUUCCCCUGGGUUGGCAUGGACAUUGGGGGAUCCCUGGUGAAGCUGGUGUACUUCGAGCCACUGGACAUGACAGCCGAGGAGGAACAGGAGGAGUCAGAGUGCCUGAAGAGCAUCCGGUGCUACCUGACCUCCAGCGUGGCCUAUGGCUCCAUGGGUAUCCGCGACGCCCACCUGGAGCUCAAAGACCUGACCUUGCUGGGUCGCCGCGGUAACCUGCACUUCAUCCGUUUCCCCACCCAGGACAUGGCCACCUUCUUCCAGAUGGCCCGUGAGAAGGACUGCUCCACCCUUCAAGCCAUGCUCAGCGUCACCGGAGGCGGAGCGUGCAAGUUUGAGGAGGAGUUCCAUGCAAUUGGGAACUUGCAGCUGCACAAAGCUGAUGAAAUAAACAGUUUGGUGCGUGGGGUGCUGUACCUGUGUGGCCAGAUCGAGUGCUACUCCUUCCAGAAUGUGCAGGACAUGGAGUGUUGCCAGAAGGCUCCCUAUGACCUGCAGGACCCCUACCCUCUGCUAUUGGUUAACUGCGGGACUGGGGUCAGCAUUAUCGCCAUCCACUCCCAGGAUAACUAUGAAAUUGUGGGCGGCACCAGCUACGGGGGCGGGUCCUUCUUGGGCCUGUGCAGCCUGCUGACUGGGUGCGAGACGUUCGACGAGGCCAUGGAGCUGGCCUCCAGAGGAGACAGCAGUCGCGUCGACGUGCUGGUGCGCGACAUCUACGGCGGGGACUACGAACGCCUCCACAUUCCGGCAUGGCUCGUGGUCGCCAGCUUUGGGAAGAUGAUUCAUAAGGAGAAGAGAGAGGCGGCCAGCAGGGAGGAUCUGGCGCGUGCAACGCUGGUCAGUGUCACCAACUGCAUCACCGGGCUCGUCUGUUCCAAAGGCAUCUUGAAGGACAUCCUUGACCGGGUGUUGUUUGUGGGGAAUUUACUGCGGGGGAACACUAUCUCCAGGAAGCUGCUGGCCUUUGGAGUGCAGUUCUGGUCCAGAGGUCGGAUGAAGCCACUGUUCCUGGAGCAUGAGGGGUAUUGCACCGCAGUGGGAGCGCUCCUCCAUCGGCUGAACGGCUCAGCCCCAGAAGCCUCGGAGGGACAGCAGCCCGGGUUCGACACUGAGGCCUGCUCUCCUCGGGAGACCGAGGAUGAUGAAAAUUAAUUCAUAAUUAAAGGAUCAGUGCUGAUAGAUAGAUUAGUGGAGAGUGCGAAGCUCACAUUGACAGGCACACACACACACACACACAGACACACACACAAACUGCACGGGAGGGGCAGGACCAAAAAUAAGCGGUCUCCUCACAGUUUAUCGGCGCGGAAACGCGCGCCCAACCUUUCGAUCCGCAGAGAUCUCCUUCAGUAGGGAUGAUCGACCGCCGCAGCGUCGCGGCGGCUUGGCGGCAUUGUCCUGGCAACCACUCUGCACCACAUAAACAUUACGCUCCCAGCGUUUCUCUCUUGAGAAUCCACAGAGCCGUACGUGGUUCUCGGCCAGAGCGUGUGUGCUCUGUAACGGAUACUGUAUCGGCUUGUAGAAGUGAAUCCAUGUUAUUUAUCUGUGCUGGGGGACUAUCUGGCUGUUCAUGACCUCAAGGGCGUGUUCCCGGUGAUCAGCCGUUUGAUCUUUUAGUAUGUGUGUCAGAGCUGGCAAGCUACGUUUUUAUAUAGUCACUACGGUACUAAGGGAAGAGUGGAGGCACUACGGAAGCCUAAUGGGGCUCCUAAAAUUUGUAAAGUUUAAACAGUCCAUGACAAAAAGGCCUUGCAAAUGGCCCAACCUCUUCCCUCAAUGGGAACAGUUAUGCUGUUUUGACAUUUCACUUUUUCCCUUUUCUCUAAUGGUGCAUUUAUUUUGUGUAUGGAAAUGGUUUCUCAAAAAAAAAAAAAACAGAAAAACUUGAAGUUCUAUUUUUGAUAGCAUAUGUGCUUUAAUGUAUAUCUUAAAAUAUGCUGAUUGUACAAAAGCAGAUCUGAAACCUAAAAUGGUUGCUGUGCUCAGUAGCAGCCUGAAACUCAUAUUGAAAUUGAAUGUUUGAUUAAUCGCUAUGAAAGAAGUGGUGCAUGUACCUGGGUUGCAGUUUUGUCCAUAGAAUUGUGUGCACCUCAAUAAGAAAAAAAUGGCCUUUUAGAGUCCUUGUUUAGAGUCCACUGUUUAGAGUGUUAUUAAAGCUGAUAGAAUAACAGCCUGCCUUUUUCACAUCAUUUUGAUGCGACCGGUCCACUGUGCUUUGGUUCAUUUCUGCUCUCCUGUCUGAAGGCUGUGAGCAUGAGAAUGGGUGGUAAUGAUGUGAAUAUUGGUGCACAAGUCAGUAGUGCCAUAAUACAUCCUGCCUCAACAGAUGCAGGCACCUUUAAAAUUCAGCUCUAAAAUGUUGCCAACAAUAUUUCUGCAAUGCCUACCUCAGUUAAAAUCCAGAAUGACUGUUCAUGAAGGAUGUGUGCAACAUUUUUAAGAACAGGCAGAGGGUGCUGUUUAACCUCCACUGCUUUCAAUUACCAGUAGAGGGCAGUGUGUAGCCUGUACUUUGUGCAGCUGAGACUCCAUUUUGCUCUCAAAUUUGCCUUGAGUGUUUUUUUACUCUCUGAAAGUAAAACGAUCAUUUCCUCUUUACUUCUUAUUUACUUCUUAUAAUUUACUUCAUGUCCUCUUACAUUUUUAUAUUUAUGUGGAUGUUUAGAAAGAGGUGACUCGUUUUUAAAAGGGGAGAAAUUACAGAAUAUUACUGAUCACUGUGAGAGUUUUGUUAAUAUAUUAUUUUUAAAUGCUUUGAUUUUUUUGUAUGCAUUCAUGUUGUAAUGACUUUCCUGUUGAGUCUAAAACUACAAUCUAAUGUAUCAGAUGUACAGGUUUGUUUUUUAAGAUGCUGCUUUUCACAGUUUUUCACAGAUAAUCUUUCAUUUUUGAUUUGAUUUCUAUUAUUAGUCUGUAUUAAAUACUGAAAUUGCACCUGUAAUUCGGAUAUCAAGUGUUUACUGUAUAAUUAAGUGUGAAUGUUAACUUGAAUAAAUUAACUAAACUUUUAA